UUAAAUGUAAUAUUUAAGUGAAUUUGAGUUAUCAUUGCAUAAGAAUGUCCGAUAAGUUUGAAGAAAGUAUUGAACUGAUGAAGAAUGAGAGGACAGGAAUCGCCACCAUUUGUAUCAAUAAUUACAAGAAGAGAAAUGCACUCAACGAUGAAUUGAUGGAACAGUUAUCGGAAGUGAUCACUGAAUUGGAAAAGUGGUCAACAGGAAAGGCUGUCAUAAUCUAUGGCACAAACGGAUUCUUUUCUUCGGGAGUUGACCUGAAUUUUGUGCGAAAACACUCUUCGAUUGCGGAAUCGGGUUAUCAUUACAGCCGACUAAUGCACUCCAACUUAAGUCGUCUCCAAUGUCUACCGAUACUAACUGUGGCCGCAGUGGAGGGCCAGGCGUUGGGCGGCGGCGCUGAGAUACUGACCGCUUGCGAUAUAAGGAUAGCGACCAAAAGUGCCAAAAUUGCAUUCUUACAGAUCUGUAUGGGAGUGACCACUGGCUGGAGUGGCGGCACACGACUC
Medioppia subpectinata is the source of this 509-nucleotide messenger RNA. The record is from the annotation of a GenBank genome assembly. NCBI's taxonomy places the organism in Eukaryota, Metazoa, Arthropoda, Arachnida, Sarcoptiformes, Oppiidae.